GUUCCCGCCAGCAUAAUAUGUCAAAGUUAAAAUAUCAACAAAUAAAAUGAAAUUUUUUAAUCAUGAAUUCAGCAAUGUAAUUUAUUGGUAUUUUAUUCCUACAACAGUCAAAUAUUCAAGAUAAUAAGUUUACGAUGAAUUAAUUUUCUGAAUAUCCAAGAUGGCAUUCAGUAUGAUCAACUUUCUAAAGGAAGAUGUCAGAUUGAUGAAAUAUGAAAAUCAAAUUUAUAAAAUAAAAAUUUCAUUUGAAGAGGAACAGAAACUUGCUGAUUUUGUGCCAAAAUUUUCCCAAAAGGAAGCCCACCAAGAAUUGGAACAAGUCAUCAGAGCUGUUCUGUGUGCAGUUGAUAAAAAACAGAAUUUGAACAAAAUUCAAAGUGAUAAAUUUGUUGUUAAUGUGAAGACCAAGCCAUGGGGCACGUCUCAAAAAUUAGGAUUUAGACAAAAUGGCAUGCAAGUGCCCUCAUAUCCAUUUAUGAUUAUUUUAAAUGUGACAGUGAAAGACUUAGAUGAAGAUGAUGUUUCAAUUGAUGAGGAAAUCUGUGUUCAAAAUGAAACCCUGUCAAAAUCAAAUUCAAAUAAAAAUCUGAAAAAUACCAGUACUGCUAUAAAUUCUAAUGUGCGUGUUUCUGAAAAAAGAUUACCUGGCACUGAAUCUAACACCAAGACAGCUAAUAAAGCCAACCAUCAUCAACACCAGAAAGAAAAAGUUUUGUCCACCAACGUAGAGACUAAUACCAAUACUGAUGAUGUCCUUUCAACUCAGGAUAUUUGUGAUCUUUUAGACCAAGCUCGACAACUAAAUGAGGUGGAAAACUUGGAAGCAUUACAACAAGAAAGAAAAGAGAGGAAGGCCAAAGAAGAUUUGGAAAGAUUUGCCACAAAAUAUGCUCAAAAAGUAGUGAAAGAAACUGAAAAAACUCAAAAAUUGCCCAAAAAUAAAAUUUACAAUGUUCCUCAAAAAAUUGUUUUUAGUCCUGGAAAAAAGAAAAUAUCUGAUUCGUCGUCGAUAUCUGAAUCAUGUUCACCAAAGAUAAAUGAGUCACAAAGACAAUCUGUGGUAGAUGAGAGACAAGUUACUUCCCCUGAAGUAAUUACAGGAAAUUCUGAGAGCAGCGCUGAUGAAAGUUGUGAAACAUCGGAAUUAGAAAAUCGCAAACGGAAAUUAUCAGAACCCUCACAAAGUCAAAACUCUCAAUCUGAAGGUUUUCCAGAAAAGCGUGGAAGGGGACGGCCUCGUAAACUUGAUCAAGCAAGUUUGCUGGCAUUGAAAGAGCAAAAGAAGGCUGCCAAAAAGAAAUAUGUGGUUAAUCCUGAAACAAGAAACUUGAUGAUGCUGAGAAGAAUAGUGGAAAGUUCUGACGAAAGUGAAAAGAAGCGUUUACGACUUCGAUUACCAUUAUCCAAUCAAAUCCGUAAAUCUCCCAGAAUUCAACAGAAAGGUUCCAAAGAUAAAUGGUCGAAUAAAAACAACAGCGCAAGAAAUUCUGCAAUUAGUGUGAAUAAACUAAGAAGUACGCGAAGAGAUCGGCAUUUAAUAGAACAAGAUGAAUUGGCUGAAGAUAUGAAACUACAACAACUUGCCAAAUCAUCUCCAAAACACCGAACUUCAUCUCGUGUAAAACGUCAGUCUUCAACCUUGUGGGAUUAUAUCGUUUCACCAGUUAAAAGUAUUUUUUCAUAA
Lottia gigantea (owl limpet) is the source of this 1684-nucleotide messenger RNA. RefSeq lists its product as hypothetical. The record is from RefSeq and is a predicted model, not a curated record. NCBI's taxonomy places the organism in Eukaryota, Metazoa, Mollusca, Gastropoda, Lottiidae. The transcript is spliced from 2 exons. Bases 161 to 1684 code for a protein of 507 amino acids.